Messenger RNA from Oncorhynchus keta (chum salmon), 2564 nucleotides. It is a transcript of the gene mettl9, whose product is annotated as methyltransferase like 9. The transcript is spliced from 6 exons. Gene Ontology annotation, molecular function: protein-L-histidine N-pros-methyltransferase activity. Lineage: Eukaryota; Metazoa; Chordata; Actinopteri; Salmoniformes; Salmonidae. Bases 414 to 1307 code for a protein of 297 amino acids. The record is from RefSeq and is a predicted model, not a curated record.
GGAACUCGGAAAAAAACGAGUCAUGACGAAUCAUAACGUCAGCGAACUUCAGGUCGGAAAGUCGGAGCUCUGGAAAGAGGCCCGGGUUCCCGAAUUGGAAUUCCGGGUGGAUGACUGUUGAAAACGAAUUUUACCAGUCGGGGGGCGUUAUUUUUCGUAGUUCUUAGUUGUUUUGAAUGCACAGAACUCGGAUAUGUCCCAGUUGUUUUGAACGUAGCAUUGCUAGGCUGGCAGUCUUCAGAUGUGACCGUCACAAGACAAUUCGAUUUGAGCUGAAAGUAUUUGCACAACGGAUUAAGAUGUCGAAUAAAUAACAUGUGGACUCCAAAAGGUCACCACGCCUUCAGCUGAGGACAUUGCUUUUUGUAGCGUGGGUGUUGGGCUACAUCGCCGUUCUGCUCGGUACUAGAAAGAUGUGGACAGGGAAGUACGUGCGCAGUCCACUCGCUCGUUCACUUUUCAUGAACAUGAUAAGCGAAAGCGAAGAAUCCGGACAAGAAACCCAAGAGUGGUACAAGUGCUCCCCAGACCUGUUGGGGGAGGUGGUUAGGCCUCUGUUUGUGCAGAGCCAUCUGGACCAGGACACCCAGGCUUUUCUGAGACGCAGCAUCGAAAAGUCUGGCUGGAUGUUCACCCAGUUCUACCACUCCUUCAUCUCCACUGUCCUCAGCCCCCUGGUGUCACGCACAUCCAUCAAUGGGUUCCUAGGUCGUGGCUCUAUGUUUGUGUUCUCUGCAGAUCAGCUCCAGCAGCUGCUUCGCGUCGCCCCCGAGUGGCGAGGGGAGAGACUGCUGGACCUAGGGGCCGGGGAUGGGGGCGUCACUGAGGUGAUGGGAGCCCACUUCAGAGAGGUCUACGCCACUGAGGUUUCUCCUCCCAUGAAGUGGCACCUCCAGAGGAAGAAGUACAGGCUUUUAGGCAUUGAUGAAUGGCAGCAUACUGGGUUCCAGUAUGACCUGAUCAGCUGUCUGAACCUGCUAGACCGCUGUGACGACCCCCUGGAUCUCCUCAGGGGCAUCCACCGCUCGCUGGUGCCCAGCACGGGAAGACUCAUCCUGGCCGCUGUCCUGCCCUUCCAGCCCUGGGUGGAGAUAGGUGGGAAGUGGCAGCGCCCUAGAGAGCACAUCAAAGUGAAGGGGAGGAAAUGGGAGGAGCAAGUCACCAACCUGUCCAAUGAGGUGUUCCGGGAAGUGGGGUUUGAGGUGGAGGCAGUGACUCGGCUGCCGUACCUGUGUGAGGGAGACAUGUACAAAGAUUACUAUGUACUGGAUGAUGCUGUCUUCGUCCUGAAACCUGUGGAGGAGUGAAGUCAGUUAUUGUAUCUUGGGGUGCAUCUCAAUUAUCCACAUUUGCAUCCUCAUCUCCUUCCUUCAUCUGCAUUAUCUUAAAACAACCAACCGUCCUUCCAACGGGACUGAACCAUAGAUAAUGGGCUGGUUCCACAGUGCAGGUGACUGCUGACUGACUGAUCUACAAAUGAUUUAGCACCAUACAUAACAACUUGUUUAUUAUUUUUAGAUCAUUAUGUCAGUCAACAUUUGCCCACAAUGCAUCAUGGAUUUGAUGCUCUCAAACAGGGCCAAUGAUAAAGUCCUCUAGAGGUCAAAAGGCUGUAUUAGCAUAGGCAGCGCCAUUUAGGGCUUCCACCAUUUUAAUGUAGUCAACUGGGUGGGACUUCCAACUUAUUUGGCUGAUUCCUAUUGGUGACCCUGUUGGAGUCAUGCUCAACUGUUGCUUUUACCCAUCCUUUGUUUUCAGAUGAAUGCAAAUCGAGGAGAGGAAGCAACUUUAGACUAUUGAGAUGCUUCAUCUGACCUUUCCUAGAGCAUCUGUGUAUAGUAGAUACAGUAGAAAGCUUUCUGACUGGCUGCUGGAUUUGUAUUGAAUUAGUGAAGGUUAAGUAAGAUUUUCUUAAUUACAUUGAGAGUAUUUCUCAUUUACAUUACCACUUUAUCUCUUUAAAGUCAGCUGGGGAAUCCUGGUUUGAAACUUGGGUAGAUCCACUGUUUACCAACUGUCGUGUCAUACUGUGUCAUACCUCUACAUUCUAAGAAACAAAAAAAUGGAUGUUUGCCAUUGAAUAUAAUAACUUGAUUGGAAUAUAAUAACACAACUCUGUAAAUGAUAGGGAGGAUUUCAUCUUCUGUGCCAACAUAUCACUGGAAAUGGUCUGUUCUUGGUUGACGUAUAGUGAUGUAAAUGUAUUGUCUUAUUCUGGGUUAGUUGGUCAUUUCUCCAACAAUAACAUUGUGAUACUGUACAUAUGAACCGGUUGAUCUAAUUGAUUUAGUCAAGCACAGAUGGAGGGAAUUCCUUCCCACCAGUCUAUUUGUUUUAAGGUUUAAUUAGAAGCACACUGUUUCUAACUGUUGUAUUAUCAACUGGGCAGUAACGUUCUGUUACAAUGACAUCUGGGUUGAUUAUUUAUAGCAAUGUGAGGCCUUGUCAGUGACUAUCUCCCAUCUAGUUUUAUAGGCAGCAGAACAAGUUUACUUUAAUGUUCCAGUCACUGUGUUUUACGUAAAGUAAUAUCACCUCAACAAUUAAAAUAUUUUUUUCUGUGA